This is a messenger RNA of Notothenia coriiceps (black rockcod), 2064 nucleotides long. Its product is annotated as DENN domain-containing protein 2A. The record is from RefSeq and is a predicted model, not a curated record. Bases 163 to 2064 code for a protein of 633 amino acids. NCBI's taxonomy places the organism in Eukaryota, Metazoa, Chordata, Actinopteri, Perciformes, Nototheniidae. The transcript has 9 exons.
GAAGAUUGGGAAAGAUACAGGGAGAGAAGCUUGUGACGACUCACUUCAAGCCUUAAAUCAAGUUAGCUUUGGAGAUUAUACCAAUGGAUACCUUGAAUUCACCAGCAUUAUGCUUAAGAAAACACAUGGAAACUAUACGAUGGAAAGAGGUGUUGAGCAAUCAUGGCGGCCUUUAAGAGAAUGACCAUCACUCCGGACAACAUAUACGCCACUGUCAACAGGUUAAAGAAGAGCCGUGCUGGUGAAAAAGGUGAUUUCCAUUUUGCUUCAGGGGACAACAACCACGGUGGACAAAGAAGAGAGAGGGCACACAAACUUCCCUUCACCCCGUUGGAAAACCAGAGGGAAGAAUCACCCAUGAUGGCGCACAGGAGGCCGAGCUUCGACCCUCACAAUGAGAACUCUCUCCUGGUAGGCAACAAGCUCCCCAGAUCCAAUGGAGGCAAAAUCAAGGACAAGAUUUCUUUAUGGGAGGGGAAGGAACCCACUCAUUCACCCAUCACCUCAGGUUCUUUGGGCCAAUGCCACAGCAUAACAAGGACAGAAUCCCUUACAAAGAAUGGUAAAAACUCUGAUGGACUGAGUGAAGAGAAUUGCAAGAGAGUAGCCCAAAAGGAAAAGGAAAAUCUUGGUAAAGAGAAUGUUGGCAAACUUGGGGAUUCAAGGCCUUGUUCACCUGUUGAAACUGGGAAACAGCAAAGAGGGACGCUCAAGAACAGCAAGCACAGUGAGAGCAAAAAAGGGGGGGAUUGCGGCGGAAUAGAUCACGAGAAAGAGAAUGUAGAAAAGCUUAGGGAUUCAAGGCCUUGUUCGCCUUCAAUAGCAGUGCAGCAGCAGAUGGGGACGCUGAAGAAAAGCAAUGAAAGGAAACCAGCAGAACAGGCCAACCAGGAGAAGAGAGCUGUGUUCACCCUUUUUAAAAACCUGGACGCAAUGGGGGAGAACCAUGGGAAAAGUCCUCCAGAGCUUGGGAACUACUUCAGCCCACCUUGCAAGGACAAACAGGUAGUUAUGGGUGAAACUGGUUCAGUGAAAGAGACGCAGCACCAGGAGAAUGUGUACACAGAGCCGGGGUCGCCCCCUAUCAACCCAGUGCCCAAACCCCAACGGACCUUUGAGCAUCCAACUAUCGUCGCCAUCGGGAAAAGUCAGAGUAAGGGCAGAGAGCAGAGGAACCUCCCCCCACUGCCCUCCACCUUGCCACCCACCUCUACAAAAACGUCCUCAAAACCUCCCUCUGGUGUCUAUGGGAGACCCCGGGGUGAGAGAGUUAGAGACAACAUCAAAAGGAAAUCCUUUGAGUUUGAAGACCUCAAAAUGUCAACUAGCCCGCUUUUCUCUCGCCUACCAGAACAUCACUAUGAAGACAUCCCAGACUCGUCCAAAGAGAACCCAUAUGAGGACAUAGAGUUGGAGAGUCAAUGCUCCCAGCAGUCUUUGCCCUCCUCUCCUGGUGCAGAAACUACCAAGACCUUGAGGCCAGGCUUCUUCAGGCAGAAUUCAGGCAGGGGCUUUAAGCUGCUGGACCUGCGGAGAAGCAACCAGUCGCCCCACAGCACCAGCAGUGGAGGGGUUUCAUCUCCACCCCAGCUCAGCCCUCCCUCCACUCCUGGGCCUGAACACACUUACUUGCUCCCCGGGGAUCCUUACAGCCGCACCUGCCGCAGGAUACCAACGGUCGUGCUUAGAAUCAACAGCAUCUUUGAGGCGAAGAUCGGGAAGAAACAUCUCCGAAGGAUCUAUCAUUACGCUGAGACAAGCUCAGGGAGAGUAACAGAUGAGAACAGUGACUCUGAGAGUGAAGUUGAAGAAAGAUCAAGAGCUCAUCGUCAGCGUCUCGUGUCAGUCCAGUCCAUACUGAGCCAGCCAAGCCAGGCUCAAGUCCAUUACAACGGUUCCAACACCAGCAAGCGCUCUCGGGAAAAGGAGCUCCACCAGCGUCAGCUGUUUGAAUAUUUUCUAGUUGUGUCGCUGCAGAAAUCGAAGGCUGGUGCCCAUUAUCUGCCAGAGGUCACACAGCAGUUCCCACCAAAGGUCAGGAGCAGAGGAGGGCAUGAGGCCUAG